Molecule: messenger RNA, 1480 nt
Organism: Lymnaea stagnalis (great pond snail)
Lineage: Eukaryota; Metazoa; Mollusca; Gastropoda; Lymnaeidae
Source: the annotation of a GenBank genome assembly
UGUUGAAAUUGUUGAUCGUUGUUGAACAAAAAUGGAUUUAUCUUUCGACGAUUUUCAAUGGAUCGAAUCUUCAGUUGACAGACGAAGCGAAACGAUUCGAAUUCGUCGAAAAAUUCUAUCGAAAAAUUCUCUCGGGUGAGACGACUUUCAGACAGUUGAGUUCAAUGUCGAUACGACCCGUUUAUUUCACCAAUAGAAACGUCGAGAAAUCCUCAAGUGAAACGAUCGUGUCUUCAUCCGGGUCGUUACGACGAAUUCAAAACGAUUUUAACGUCAAUCGAACAAAUUCAAAAGAAUUUACACGAAUUUCUCGAAAGUAAACGUCACAUUUGUCCUCGACUGGAUUUUUUAUCGGAUGACGAACUUUUAUCGCUUCUCGGCUCGACAAAUCCAACUGAAAUUCAAUUCUUUUUACCGAAAAUCUUUCAAAAUAUUUCGUCACUCGAUUUUCAACAACGUUCCGAAACGUUCGUCGUUUGUGGCAUGAUUUCGUUUGAAAAUGAACAAAUGAAUUUUCUUCUUCAUCAACAAUGUCAAAAUCCAAUGGAAUUAGCGAUUUUAAACAUCGAAAAUGAAAUGAAACGAUCGCAUCGAUUGUUAAUCAAAGAAGCGAUUUAUUCGUAUCGUUUUCAUCAAACUCGAAUCGAUUCGAUGAGAAAAAACAUCGGAAUGAUCGUUAUCGUUGUUCAUCAAGUUUGGUCAACGUGGUUCAUCGAAGAGUAAAUUUUCUCCAUCGAUUCGUUUUUUGUUUGUCUUUUCUUCGUAGUCAAUUCGAUAAAAUGACGAAACAGGAAGAAAAAUCGGCAAUGAAAAGCUAUGGCGAACAGUUGAACAAUGAAAUCGAUGAACUCGUUUUCGAAAUGCGACGAUCGAACGAUUCAUCGAAAAAGUUCCAAAUGAUUUUAACGAUUGACGUUCAUACGCGUGACAUUGUGGAAAAUCUUAUUCGAGAUGGAAUUCAAUCUGCUGAUGAUUUGUAAAUGUCAUUCAAUGAACUAAACAUCGACCUGUUCGUCUUCUUCUUCUUGUAGUGCGUGGCAAUCACAAUUGAGAUUUUACUGGUUGAUGGAUGACGACGAUCUUUUUCUCAAACAAUGUGACGGACAAUUUCCAUAUGGUUUGAUCAUGAUGAGAAGGAAUUAAAGACGAUGAAAACCUGUUUAGGUUACGAAUACAUGGGUCUCAAUGGUCGUUUAGUGAUCACACCAUUGACCGAUCGAAUUUAUUUGACGAUCACCCAAGUCAUUUUCAAUAAGAUGAUCUUUUUUCUACUCGUUGUUCUCAUCGAUUUUAGGCUUUAUCAAUGUUUCUCGGCUGUGCAGCCGUGGGGCCAACGGGAACAGGAAAAACAGAAUCAAUCAAAGAUCUUGCAAAAGCGAUGGGACUUUUGUGUCUUGUAACAAAUGCAGGUCAAAUGAGUGGCAAAAUUCGGAGUGCUGUUUGUCAAACGGGUUCUUGGGCGUGUUUCGACGAGUACGAC